Molecule: messenger RNA, 1404 nt
Organism: Rhodamnia argentea
Lineage: Eukaryota; Viridiplantae; Streptophyta; Magnoliopsida; Myrtales; Myrtaceae
Product: serine racemase
Exons: 7
Coding region: 202-1200 (332 amino acids)
Biological process (GO): pyruvate biosynthetic process; D-serine biosynthetic process; L-serine metabolic process
Molecular function (GO): magnesium ion binding; pyridoxal phosphate binding; L-serine ammonia-lyase activity
Source: RefSeq, a predicted model, not a curated record
AUUUCGUAGCUCUCCCCGUCGCUUUCGCUUGUCAUCUUCUCUCCCGGACUUCCAAGUUUCCAGUUCUAAACGCUCCAGUCACCCAUUCUUCCAUGGAGACUGACGAGCUUAGCGACUAAACCGCUGUGAUUCUUCCUCGAAAUCCUCUCUUCCUUGUCAACGGCUCUAUUUAGAGAAAUUACAGAGCAAAGUGGUUGCUUCAUGAUGGAUGCAAGUAUCAUGGGAGGGAAGUAUGCUGCUGAAAUAUCCUCCAUAAGAGAAGCACUAGAACGCAUCGGCUCAUUUGUACACAAGACUCCUGUUAUCACUUCAGAAUCUCUUAAUGCAAUGUGCAACAGAAGUUUAUACUUCAAGUGCGAAUGCUUUCAGAAGGGUGGGGCAUUUAAGUUCAGAGGUGCUUGCAAUGCUAUAUGGUCCCUUGAUGAUGCUCAGGCAGCUAAAGGGGUUGUUACACACAGCAGCGGAAACCAUGCUGCAGCAUUGUCCUUAGCUGCAAAAUUACGAGGGAUUCCAGCAUAUGUAGUGAUACCAAAAAAUGCACCAAAAUGCAAAGUCGAUAAUGUCAUUCGCUAUGGUGGUCAAGUUAUCUGGAGUGAGGUCACAAUUAAGUCGAGGGAAGAAACAGCUUCGAAAGUGUCGCAAGAAACUGGAGCGGUUCUGAUUCAUCCGUACAAUGACAAACGGAUAAUAAGUGGACAGGGAACAUUAUCUGUGGAGCUUCUGGAGCAGGCCCCACAAAUAGACACUAUUAUAGUUCCAAUAAGUGGAGGUGGUUUGAUUUCGGGAGUGGCAUUGGCCGCCAAAUCAGUGAACCCAAGAAUUCGAGUUUUGGCUGCAGAACCUAGAGGGGCAAAUGAUGCAGCACAAUCUAAAGCAGCUGGAAGGAUUAUAACUUUGCCCGAGACCAACACCAUUGCUGAUGGGCUUCGAGCUUCUCUAGGAAAUCUUACAUGGCCUGUGGUACGUGAUUUAGUCGAUGAUGUCAUAGUUGUAGACGAUAAAGACAUUGUGGAAGCGAUGAGACUUUGCUAUGAAAUUCUGAAAGUGGCGGUGGAGCCAAGUGGAGCCAUUGGUCUUGCUGCUGUUCUAUCGGAAUGCUUUAGGAGUAAUCCUGCUUGGAAGGAUUGUAACCAUAUAGGAAUCAUCCUUUCAGGAGGUAAUGUUGAUUUGGGUGUGCUAUGGAACUCUUACAGAAAAUGAAGGGGAUGGUAAAUUACUAAUAUGUGCUCUUAAGGAGUCUACCUCAUCAGGCGACAAAGAUUUUCCUCUUGAUUAUGCCAUUACAUCAAUGUGGAAAUAUUUGUUCUGUUCUGAAUACUCAACCAAGGAUUGUUAUUUCUAGUUCAUUUGUCAUCUGUAAACUUGUGAGAUUUGUAACGCCGUCAAUGCAACACUUUCUUUCAA